Molecule: messenger RNA, 1018 nt
Organism: Trematomus bernacchii (emerald rockcod)
Lineage: Eukaryota; Metazoa; Chordata; Actinopteri; Perciformes; Nototheniidae
Exons: 5
Coding region: 284-1018 (244 amino acids)
Source: RefSeq, a predicted model, not a curated record
UGCUUUGUCAAUUUAACAAGGAAGAUGAAAUACCUGAUUAAAAACAUCAAAACUAUUGGUUUGAAUCGUGUGAACAAGAAAUGAGGAUCAGGGUGCUAGGGCACUAGUGCGCUCCGCGGCGGAGUUCGCUGUGCUUCAACUUCCGGUCUGGCCCGGCAGCGGCAGUACAUCUUGAACUACGCUGGGUGUUAGGGUUUGUGGACAGGCCGCAGUAACGCGUAGUAACGCCGCAGUAGUCUAUGGUUUUAGGUUAUCAUGACACUGCACACCAAACAGACUUUUAAUGAAAAUGGAAUUGCUUCAAGGAAAAAUGAAAUGCAAACUCUGCAAAAAGAGGAGGAAACUGGAGAAACACUCAAACGUCGACGGACUGCAGUGGAAGUGCCGACGUAAAAAACACAGAGGGAAAACGACGAAGAAGUCAGUGAGAUUUUCCCAGGGACUGCAGCUAAGGCAAAUGGACAUGCUGCAGGAUGGCGUGGCAGGAAGCAGUCGCACGCUGUCAAAAAUGAGCCAGAAGUUGAGGAAGGUCUGCAAGCGUGCAAUCAAGAGGAGAGAAAGGAGGGGAAAGCAAAGACUUGGAGGACCAAAUGAAUUUGUCAUGCUGGACGAAAGCAACUUCUACCACAAAAGGAAGUAUGGUAGGGGAAGAUUCGGUCCUACGUGGAGGAGGAGAAAAUGGGUCUUUGGUAUGCUGGGCAUCAGAGGAACAAGGAGAAGACCUAUCCUGAGGCUGGUGAAACAGAGAUCGAGGCGCCACUUAAUUCCUCUGGUCACAAAAUACGUUCGCCAAGGGACCACGGUGAUAACGGACAUGUGGAGGGCAUACAUCACUGCAAUCACAGAAAGUGGCUUUGUCCAUUUCUCUGUGAACCACAGCCGUUCAUUUGUGAACCCAGUCACAGGAGCCCACACCCAAAACAUUGAGCGGGCUUGGUCAACAUACAAGUCACAGGUCUGGAGACUGCGAGGAAACCGCACAGAGAAGACUCUGAAGAAUGCAUCCGUCACUAACUGA